UUUUGUCCUGAUGCUGAAUUUAAGCAGUUAUUGCAGAACACAGAAAAACGUCGUCCUCAUGGCUAUUUUCUCGGACAGUUAACUUUACGCCAACAAUAUACUCGCGUUUUAUAACAGCUUUUAUUUGCCCUAUUUAUUCUGAGACAGUUCAGAUUUUAUGUCGCAUAUUUAUUCAUAGUUUCAAAACGUUAACAUGGCUACAGCAAGCGGCAAUUGCAACCACGGCGGCGCCGGUUCAGAGAAGGACAGGUUGGUUUCCUCUGUUUCACCUCACGGCUACGGCUCCAGCGACAGCAGCGACAAGCAUGUUCACCACAGACCCAGCCAUGGCAACCCCCGGUUGCCCACGGCGAAUGCGGGGGGCUGGCUGGGGGUGGAGCAGGAAGAAGAGGCCCUGCGCAGGAAGCUCAAGUACUUCUUCAUGAGCCCCUGUGACAAGUUCCACGCCAAGGGCCGCAAGCCCUUCAAACUGGGCCUGCAGCUGCUCAAGAUUGUCAUUGUCACCGUGCAGCUGGUGUUGUUUGGCCUCAGCAACCAGAUGGUGGUGACGUUCAAGGAGGAGAACACAUUGACCUUUAAGCACAUCUUCCUGAAGGACUAUGACGAGGGCUCCGACGACACGUUCGCAGUGUACACACAGAGUGAUGUCUAUGAACACAUCUUAUAUGCCUUAGACCAGUAUUUGGUGCUACCCGAGACGACGGUGGGACGCUAUGCGUAUGUCUAUGGGGUCGGGGUGAACGGGAGUGCCCUCUCUCUCUGCCAGCAAUACUACAAGAAGGGCAGCAUCGAUCCCGCCAAUGAUACCUUCAACAUUGACCCUCAUGUUAUCACAGACUGUGUGGGGGUUAACCCUCUGUCAGUCCCUCGGGCGCCUUUAAGCAGUGACUAUAAGAACUUUACCCUCAAGUUCCACAAACUCAUAAAUGUGACGAUACAGUUCCAACUAAAGGCCAUCAACAUUCAGACCAUCAUCAACAACGAGAUUCCUGACUGUUACACGUUCUUCAUAACGAUAGUCCUGGACAACAAGGCUCACAGUGGUAAAGUGAGGAUCAGUCUGGAAAACCAGGCUUUUAUAAAGGAGUGUAAAGACCCCAGUGUGUCUGGCCACGCGGAGAACUACACGCGGCUAACGUUUGACGUGGUGGUGGCGAUCGUUUGUAUGCUGUCCCUGGUGCUGUGUGGCCGCUCCAUACUCCGAGGCAUCAUACUACAGGCCGAGUUUGUCGAGUUCUUCAAGACUAACCUGGGCCGGAAUGUAAGCUGGGAUGAAAGGAUGGAAUUCAUCAAUGGCUGGUACAUCCUGCUCAUCAUCAGUGACGUCCUCACCAUCAUCGGCAGCUUCAUCAAGAUCAGCAUCGAGUCCAAGAAUUUCUCGUCGUAUGACGAGUGUGGCAUCCUGUUGGGGACCUCCACCUUGUUGGUGUGGGUUGGAGUCAUUCGCUACCUCAGCUUCUUCCAGAAGUACAAUAUCCUGAUCGUGACCUUGCGAGCUGCGUUCCCCAACGUGAUCCGGUUCUCCUGCUGUGUAGCUGUGAUCUACCUGGGCUACUGCUUCUGUGGCUGGAUCGUGCUGGGGCCCUAUCACGUCAAGUUCCGCUCUCUCUCCAUGGUGUCGGAGUGCCUGUUCUCGCUGAUCAACGGCGAUGACAUGUUUGUGACCUUCUCGGAGAUGCAGGAGAGCAGCACGCUGGUGUGGGUGUUCAGCCAGGUCUACCUCUACACCUUCAUCUCCCUCUUCAUCUACAUGGUGCUCUCGCUCUUCAUCGCCCUCAUCACCGGCGCCUACGAAACCAUCAAGCACCAAACCCAGGAGCCCUACCACAUUACGGACCUGCACGCCUUCAUCGCAGAGUGCACUGACACGCCCAGCUCGGGGAAGUUCCAGGGCCUUGAGACCUCGCCCUGCUCCUUCUUCUGCUGCUGUGACAGAACGACAACAUACGAGGAUGUCCUUUUGGUGAACUGACUGGGCUGGGGUGUCUGGACCUACAGCGCUUUCUGCUGGCUGGAGUGCCACACUGCAUCCAGAUUUUAAUUGUCGUUACCAUCAAAUCUGGGUCAGACAUGAGCACUUACUUGAAUGAGGAGCCUCAGUUCAACCAUGUACAAACAGAGGACUAUGAGCUGAAAGCCUAGUCUUUUUUGAGUGGAUUCAUUGAAGAGACCGCCUGCGUUUUGUGAAUGUUAUAGGGAUGUUGCCUGGAUGUUGUACAGUAACAUACAACUCAACACAGCAUUCCCCACACAGAAAGAGAACAGUAUUUUGCCAAAAUCUGGAUAUACGCACACAGUGCUAGCACAGCACUGUCUUCAAAAUCCAUACUUGCUGAGGGCCAUAGCGCAAUGUGGAAUGUCUUGUUAGCACUAAUGCUAACGUUUAGCUGUUUUUAAUUGUUUUACAUGGGUUUUUAGGUGUUAAGCUGCACAAGAGACAAGAACUGGAACUGGACAAAGCAUGUUUUUAUUAUAUAUAUAUAUAUAAUGUCAGAAGUUCUGGUUAUAUAUGAAGGGGAUGACAAUUACAUGCAUACUUCCUACUAGGCCAGAGACUGCUCUGGGCGAGCACUUCCACUGUCCCUAAGGAGAGAGCAUUUAAGCCCAAUUCACAUGACUCACGCAAGAACGUCAUUGCCCUGUCAUGAGGCGCAAGCCCAGCAAGAACUGCUGAGAGCAAGGCUGGCUUCGUCGCAGCGCUUUGGGUUACCACCGUCGCACUCAGAGUUCAAGUAAAUGGAACUUAAACCCUGCACUGCGCCUGGACCCAAUGGCUCACUCAGUGGCCUUUAAUCUUUGCUCAGAUGUACAUCUCCUGCCCAAUGGGCUGUGUUUAGACAGGCAGCCCAAUUCUGAUAUUUUUCCCACUAAUUGGUCUUUAAUCACACUUUUUCAGAGCUGAUCUGAUUGGUAAAAAAUACCAAUGAGUGAAAAUAAGAUCAGAAUUGAGCUGCCUGUCUAAACGCAGCCAUAGUAUUUCAGCGUUUAAGACCGAUCAAUUAAAAAAACAGUACUCACACCCAGGUGCUGGUGCUGGUCUCCAGGAACAGUAUCCAUAGAAUUGUUCUAUAGUUUGUUGGACAUAGAGAUGCAGUGCAUCAUCUCAAGCCCACCUACAGUACCAGUAGUUACAGUAGGUGUUAAUCCGAUGACACAGCACACAGGGUAAAUGUCAAGACUAUUGUUGAUUUGUACGUGUUAAGUUGUCCUGUUCACGAUGCACAAAUGAUGCUUUUUAUCGCUACAUGCUGAACACCGCUUCAUCAGAGUUCAUUUGAAAGGGGACCAGCAGUGAAGUAGUCAAAUCCUCUCUGAAUCUCAGAAAUCCACUAACGCACUACCCAUCAUGGCACAACAUUCCGGUCGCAAUGGAAAUGUGAAUUUCCAAUUUUGCCUGACCUAAAUGUAACUUCCUUAAAUGAGGAAACUAAUGAUGGGAAAAUGGAGAGUUCAUCUAUUUUUUGUGAAUUUUAAAAGGCCUAAGCUCCAGCCAUGGACAAUAUGGAUGGAGAAGUGCAGAUAUUUGCGAGCACUGCAGUAAUGCCUGUGAUGUUGACCCAGAAGAAUGCUCUUACAUAUGUUUUGUUCCCAUUCUGUUUUAUGUCUCAUAAUGAUGUCUAGUUUAAAACAAACGAUUGCUUUGUCCUAGUGAAAGUUUAAAUUAUUUAGUUUUUUUUUUUAAUGUUGGGUUGUUUCUGUAUCUAGAGAAAAACGCACAAGGGGAGUGUGGUCUUCAAGUUCAGGCUCCAGAAAGUGGUCAUGCAUUGAGCUUUGUACUCCAAUCGAUAUUGAAGGAAAAAAACAAAAUGUUUUUAAUAUGUUAUAGGCCUGCUUCCAUUUCGGUCCCUAGCUCCUUCUAAAUGUGAACAUUUUAGCGUUGAUAGAUUCCAAAGAACCUCACAAUGUGUAGGCAAAGUUGUAUGGGAAUGGCGCCACCUAGCCUCCCAAAUAGGCUAAAAGCAGAGCUUUCACCAUAUAACUUUCACUUACCCAGUUCUUUAGGAUCUGAGAACACCAAAGGGCUGGAGGCUACGAGAAGUGGCUAGGGGCCGAAAUGGUACUGGUCCAUAGCCUGUCUGUCGGUUAGUGAAGAGUCAUGUAGCUCUUAUUUUAAUGGUCAUAUAGUACAUUUAAAUUAAAUGUAUGUUCUUAACUAAGCAGUACACACAUAGGAUUUGUUUUUGGCCUUGCGUUUGUAUAUUGUAGUAUUAGACACUUAGAUGUCCUGUUCGAGCAGUCUGUAGACAUGUAUACAGUUCAUUGUGUAAACUCUUCUAUGUUGAUCUUACUUGAACAUUGUUUUGAGUAUGUUGGAUCUCUGUGCCAGACUCUGUAUGAUGCCAAACCACUGAUGAUUAAAUGCCUGUCUGUUUUGUUCAUGUUUGAGUUAGUGCCUUGCAAAAGUAUUCGUCCCCCUUGGUGUUUUUCCUAUUUUGUUGCAUUACAACCUGUAAUUUAAAUGGA
This is a messenger RNA of Coregonus clupeaformis (lake whitefish), 4464 nucleotides long. RefSeq names its product mucolipin-1-like. Gene Ontology annotation, molecular function: NAADP-sensitive calcium-release channel activity. The transcript has 14 exons. Bases 194 to 1972 code for a protein of 592 amino acids. Gene Ontology annotation, cellular component: lysosomal membrane; plasma membrane. NCBI's taxonomy places the organism in Eukaryota, Metazoa, Chordata, Actinopteri, Salmoniformes, Salmonidae. The record is from RefSeq and is a predicted model, not a curated record.